AAAAUCAAACAGCUGCACAUAAAGCGGACGGUAAGAAACGGAGUCAAGGCCCCAUUCCACACUCGUCGUACUCCCGAUCCCGCUCACUUUACAGUUUUAUUGUAAAUUCGAAUAACAUGAUGGACGAAGAUAAAGGAGAAACAGAAUCAUGGGGUAUCAUCCUCCUUUCGCUAGCGAUGUUGAUCGGCUGCUACAUUGCUGGAUCAGUCCCAUUAUCUAUUACGAUGUCCGAGAAUAAAACUAGACUGACUACGGUAAUCGGGGCAGGACUUCUCGUUGGCACAUCUUUGGCUGUUAUCAUCCCCGAAGGAAUACACUCACUCUUUGCAGAUGCAGCUCCCCACAACCACGAAGACGAAGCCAGAGCAGUACUAGUAGGUCCAGAAAACAAACUGGAAGUAGGGCAAGAGACCAAUCAGGAAGCAGAUGACCACGCCCAUCACCACGCCCACUCGUCCGUCGAGGACCUCCACUCUCUGGUUGGCAUAGCUCUGGUGUUUGGUUUUGUUUUUAUGCUGUUGGUGGAUCAAAUAGGAGGCGGCCAUGGGCAUUCGCAUGCACAGAUUCCAGGUGAACAAGAAGCAACAGGUAGAAUAGGAAGGGGGAAGAGCAUAACUGCUACACUAGGUCUAGUGGUACAUGCUGCAGCUGAUGGCGUUGCUAUGGGGGCAGCAGCUAGUGGAUCUAGAGCCGAUGUUCAAAUGAUUGUAUUUGUUGCUAUUAUGUUGCAUAAGGCACCAGCAGCUUUUGGGCUCGUCACGUUCCUAUUGCACGAAAAUUACGAGAGGAAUAGGAUACGAAAACAUCUGGUGAUCUUCUCAUUAGCAGCCCCAGUUAUGGCUAUCUUCACAUAUUUUAGCCUCAGUCAUGCUAGUAAAGAGGCGUUAUUAUCUGUCAAUGCAACAGGCCUAUCUAUGCUAUUCUCAGCGGGUACCUUCCUCUACGUAGCCACAGUACAUGUAUUACCAGAGAUACAAGCGCCUCGCCAAUCCAGCGCCCCUGCUACAGACCCAGAGGGGGCGGUAGACAUCAGGCAAGGCUUCACAUGUGGGGAAUUAGCGGCGCUCGUUAUCGGUUGCCUGGCACCCCUUGUAUUAGCCAUGGGACACCAUCACUAGCCAGUUCAAAAAGGACUAUUAUUAUCAUUAUUUUAUUUUUUUAAAGGAUGUUUUUAAUUGGUGUCAAGAAGAAGCCAGGGCAGUGUUUCACAAAACCCUUGGGACAAGUUUGCCAACAUCCCAAUGAAAGGUUGUGUUCCAACUAGCAGGUGUUUCAGUAGGAUGUCGGUGAACUUGUACCGAUGGUGGUUUCAUGAAACGUUGCCCUGAUAUCUGGCUUGCAUUGUAUCUGGUUCAGUUGUGGUGAGAAUGUUGUAUGUGUGACAGCAAGCAAAAGAGUUUUUUAAAUUUUUUUAUUUGGGAAGGGGCAUAGCUGUGAUAAAAUGCUCAGUUCAAGACUUUACGGAGACAAACAAUUUUUGCAUUUUAUUCUCCUCAACACGAGACUCGAACCCACGCACAUGACAAUAGUCACGAGAGCCAGAGGAUAAUCCGAUUGCGCCACACAGCGUCCUUACAAAUUUGUCUACUGAUAUAUGGAAGGUCCAAUUCAGACCCAGGCCAUAAGUUCCAUAUAAAUUAUCCUAUUAUGUUACAAAAUUUAAAAAAAAAUUAAUUUGGUCAUGAGGUGAAAAUGAUAAGUAAUUUCAAAGUUACACAUUUUUGUAUUUUGAUUAAGUUGAUUUGUACAGAAUGACGAGUGUGACAUUUGGCACCCCGUAAACUGGUGAACUAAAUCUAUGCACUGGAGCUGGCUUCAAACCUGGCGUAAAGUAAGGUAGCCUUUGUGAAUAUGACAAGAAUGACGAAUUUGACAUUUAUCCCCCCAUAAACUGGUGUUAUCUGAACCGAGGCUGCGCUUAAACCUUGGCGCAAAGUGAGAAUAUGGGAUGUUGACUUUCGCUUUAAUCUUCCUUACAUUCAUGCAUGUGUUCAUCCAGUCGUCCAAUCUCAGGAGUUCCAAGCCUACAGAAACUGACUUAUAUCAUAUGUCAUUAGAAUAUUCUAUUCACAAGGGAACUGUUUCAGCCAGAGAGUAGUUUGUGCAUACUGGUAAUUCUUUAUUAAAACAAAAUGUGUGCUGAACGAAGCUACAAGUUGGACAACCGAAAAAAAUAUCAUGUGAAUGAAAAUAGGCAAAUUAUUAUCGACUUGGGUAGUGACUGAAGGCUGCAGCCCUUUUUGGAAAACUACCUAAGACUAACUAAUACGUUUUUACAUUUCAUUUACUUUUACAUAGUUCUUUGUUGAGUCUAAAUGUUACUUGCUUCUUCAAAUAUAAAUGUUUGUGUGUACAAGGUCCAGUUUUAUAAAUUAGGUACAUUUGUGUCAAUUGGCAGAGAACUAAAUGAAGUAACUUCAGAUUAUUAUGAAUUAUAA
This is a messenger RNA of Strongylocentrotus purpuratus (purple sea urchin), 2438 nucleotides long. RefSeq names its product zinc transporter ZIP9 (gene slc39a9). The transcript has 7 exons. Gene Ontology annotation, molecular function: metal ion transmembrane transporter activity. NCBI's taxonomy places the organism in Eukaryota, Metazoa, Echinodermata, Echinoidea, Camarodonta, Strongylocentrotidae. The record is from RefSeq and is a predicted model, not a curated record. The coding region runs from base 117 to 1118 and encodes 333 amino acids. Gene Ontology annotation, biological process: zinc ion transport; transmembrane transport. Gene Ontology annotation, cellular component: membrane.